CUUUUCCCAAUUUUCAAUUCUCCUUCGUCUUCGACCCGGUGACUCUCCCGUCGCCGAGUCCCUCUAGGGGCGAUAUCUUCUCCGGCACGCGGCGGCGAGUUAUUCGCCCUCUCUCACGCUCCCCCUAACCUCCAGCACUCACUUCUCGACAUCGCCGUCGCCGCGCGAUCUGCCUCCUUUGGUGCGCUUCAUUCGUUGGUGGCGCUGGCGUUCAGCAGAGAUCUGUUCUUUAAAUGGGAUGAGCCUUCGUUUCCUUUCCUCACGAGAUCCUUCUUUCCGAGCUGCGACUGAUCAUCGAUCAUCUGGGUGUGGGAUUCCUAGAGCCGUGGAGCAGAUCGACCCAGAUCCAUUUACCUGAGAAACACGUGGUUGGGUAGUCCCCUGCUAAUUUUGCUAUGAUUUUGAUUUACCCUUCGCCUCUGGACCAUGGCGAUUCCUCCCCCAACACAAUUUUCAUCUUCCUAGAUCCGAGAUUUUGAGUUCUGAAUCCCUGAGCCUGCAUUAUUUUUUGCUACCGUUUAUUCGCUGAUUCAGAUCGACAAGGGUUUAAAGAUGCUUCGGCUGCGUGCGUUCCGUCAGACGAACGGCAAGAUUGUCAAGAUCCAGCUACACCCCACCCAUCCAUGGCUCGUCACCGCUGACGAAUCCGAUCACGUCUCUGUCUGGAAUUGGGAGCACCGUCAGGUGAUCUAUGAGCUGAAGGCCGGCGGUGUUGAUGAGCGGCGGUUAGUAGGGACGAAGUUGGAGAAGCUCGCCGAAGGAGAAACUGAACUUAAAGGAAAACCCACUGAGGCCAUACGAGGCGGAAGUGUUAAGCAAGUUGGUUUCUACGAUGAUGAUGUGCGUUACUGGCAACACUGGCGCAAUCGAUCUGCAGCUGUUGAGGCACCAACUGCUGCUAGUCAGAAUUCUUCUGCUUUUAAUUCACCAGUGCCAUCCACUAGAGGAAGACAUUUUCUUGUUAUUUGUUGUGAGAAUAAGGCCAUAUUCUUGGAUUUGGUGACAAUGCGAGGGCGUGAUGUUCCCAAGCAGGAGCUUGACAAUAGGUCUCUUCUAUGUAUGGAAUUUUUAUCAAGAUCUGCUACUGGUGAUGGCCCACUUAUUGCUUUUGGUGGAUCAGAUGGCGUAAUAAGAGUUCUCUCAAUGAUAACAUGGAAGCUUGUGCGUCGGUAUACUGGUGGCCAUAAAGGAUCAAUAACCUGUUUGAUGACAUUUAUGACAUCUAACGGUGAGGCAUUCUUGGUUUCUGGGGCUAGUGAUGGUUUGCUUAUACUAUGGAGUGCAGAUCACAUACAUGAUUCACGUGAACUUGUGCCUAAACUUAGUUUAAAGGCACAUGAUGGAGGGGUAGUGGCCGUUGAGCUUUCAAGGGUGAUGGGAAGUGCACCACAACUCAUUACUAUUGGCGCUGAUAAAACUUUAGCAAUAUGGGAUACCAUCUCAUUCAAGGAACUUAGGCGUAUAAAACCAGUUCCAAAGCUUGCUUGUCACAGUGUGGCAUCUUGGUGCCAUCCUCGAGCUCCAAACCUUGAUAUUCUUACUUGUGUCAAAGAUUCACAUAUCUGGGCUAUCGAACAUCCAACAUAUUCUGCUUUGACAAGACCAUUGUGUGAAUUAUCUUCACUUGUUCCUCCCCAAGUUAUUGCAUCCACUAAAAAACUCAGGGUGUACUGCAUGGUUGCGCAUCCUUUGCAACCACAUCUCGUGGCUACUGGAACCAAUAUUGGUGUUAUUUUAAGUGAGUUUGACGCAAGAGCUCUUCCAGCUGCAGCUGCUUUACCAACACCACCUGGUAGCAGAGAACAUUCUGCUGUAUACAUAGUUGAAAGGGAGCUUAAAUUGCUAAACUUUCAGCUGUCUAAUACUUCUAAUCCAUCUCUGGGUAGUACUGGUACCAUCACCGAAUCAGGAAGAACCAGGAUGGAUUUGGAACAAUUGCAUGUCAAGCAGACUAAGAAGCACAUAAGCACACCAGCUCCACACGAUUCAUAUUCUAUGCUAUUGGUAAGCAGUUCAGGAAGGUAUGUUGCAAUUGUAUGGCCAGAUAUUCCUUCAUUUUAUGUGUACAAGGCUAGUGACUGGUCAGUUGUUGAUUCUGGGACUGGGAAGCUUUUUGCUUGGGAUACAUGCGGUGAUCGAUAUGCUGUAGUUGAAACUGCAUUGACUCCAAGAAUACCGCUUAUUAAAGGUGGUUCAUCUAAAAAAGCGAAAGAAGCUGCUGCUGCUCAAGCUGCUGCUGCAGCUGCAGCUGCUAGUGCAGCUUCUUCAGCAACUGUACAAGUUCGUAUUUUGUUAGAUGACGGGACUUCACAUGUCAUGACAAGGUCGAUUGAAGGCCGUAGUGAUCCAGUUAUUGGCUUGCACGGUGGUGCUUUGCUCGGGGUUGCAUAUCGAACUUCACGCAGAAUCAGCCCGAUGGCUGCAACAGCUAUUUCAACUCAAUCAAUGCCUUUAUCUGGCUUUGGCAAUAGUGGAGUUACAUCAUCUUUUGCUGCACCUGAUGAUCCUUUUUCUUCCAACAAACCUGCUGCAGAAGUCGCUCCACAGAAUUUCCAGCUAUACAGUUGGGAGACAUAUCAGCCUGUGAGUGGCCUUCUAGCCCAGCCAGAAUGGACUGCAUGGGACCAAACUGUUGAGUACUGUGCCUUUGCUUACCAUCAGUACAUUGUUAUAUCUUCCUUGCGUCCUCAGUUUAGGUACCUGGGAGAUGUUGCAAUCCCCUUUGCUACUGGUGCUGUUUGGCAUCGCAGGCAACUUUUUGUCGCUACACCAACUACAAUUGAGUGUGUUUUUGUUGAUGCUGGUGUUGCACCAAUAGAUUUGGAAACCAAGAGGAAAAAAGAGGAAAUGAAAGCCCAAGAAGCUCAAAGUAGAGCCUUUGCUGAGCAUGGUGAGUUGGCACUUAUAACAGUUGAUAGCCCACAAGUUGCCACAAAUGAGCGAAUCCCUCUAAGACCUCCGAUGCUUCAGGUUGUUCGCCUAGCCUCCUUUCAGCAUGCACCUUCUAUACCCCCAUUCCUUACAUUGCCUAAGCAGCAGACCAAAGUAGAUGGGGAUGACACAAUGUUAAAGGAAAUGGAAGAAAGAAAAGUAAAUGAAGUUGCAGUUGCUGGUGGAGGUGUCUCUGUGGCAGUUACUCGCUUUCCACAAGAACAAAAACGCCCCAUUGGGCCUCUUAUUGUGGUUGGCGUUAGAGAUGGUGUUCUUUGGCUUGUAGACAGGUAUAUGUGUGCACAUGCCCUGUCUCUGAGUCAUCCAGGUAUACGCUGUCGUUGUCUUGCUGCAUAUGGUGAUGCAGUUAGUGCAGUGAAGUGGGCGACUAGACUAAGCCGUGAGCAUCACGAUGAUUUAGCUCAGUUCAUGCUUGGUAUGGGAUAUGCAACUGAAGCUCUACAUUUACCUGGAAUAUCCAAGAGGUUAGAGUUUGACUUGGCUAUGCAAAGCAAUGACUUGAAGAGGGCCUUACAGUGCUUGUUGACAAUGAGCAAUAGUAGGGAUGUUGGUCAAGAGAAAAAUGCUGCUGAUAUCACUGAGAUUCUAAGUCUAACGGCUGUUAAACAGGAAAAUCUAGUGGAUGCUGUUCAGGGUAUAGCAAAGUUUGCUAAAGAAUUUCUAGACCUUAUUGAUGCUGCAGAUGCUACAGGACAAUCUGAUAUUGCACGUGAAGCCCUCAAAAGGCUGGCUGCUGCUGGAUCCGUGAAGGGUGCUUUGCAAGGUCAAAUUUUGAGAGGAUUAGCUCUACGGCUUGCAAAUCAUGGAGAGCUAACUAGACUUUCAGGGCUAGUAAAUAAUCUGAUUGUUGCUGGUCAUGGUCGUGAAGCUGCAUUUUCUGCAGCAGUUUUGGGAGAUAAUGCACUAAUGGAGAAGGCAUGGCAGGACACUGGAAUGCUUGCCGAGGCAGUUCUCCAUGCUCAUGCUCAUGGUCGCCCGACACUGAAGAACUUAGUCCAGGCCUGGAACAAGAUGCUCCAAAAGGAGCUUGAUCAUACACCCUCUGUUAAAACUGAUGCGGCUGCAGCAUUUUUGGCGUCACUGGAGGAUCCAAAAUUUACAAGCUUAUCAGAUGCUGUAAAGAAGCCUCCCAUAGAAAUCCUCCCUCCUGGAAUGGCAUCUCUCUCGGCACCUCCUCUUACUAUUAAUAAAAAAGCUUCUGCAUUUGCCUCCACACCACAACUUCCUUCAACAACAGCACCGAGCCCCACACCUGCUGCAGUCCAGAGUGAGUCUGCGGCAGGCCCUCAGACCACUCCAACCUCUGAAGCAGAUAAGCCACUAAUGUUGGAGGCGCCUCCGCCGGUUGAUCAAUCUGGUGCUACGACUGCUGAUGCUGCUACUGCUACUCCUACUGUUACUGCAACUGCUACUACUACUACUACUGCUCCAGUGACAGAACCAGCUAGCAACUCAGCUGCAGAACCUGUGAGCAAAACAGAUGCUUCCCCUAAAGCUACUGAGUCACCUCCUCCCACAGAAGGUGUGCCACCGGUUCCUAGCACCUAGGUUGCCUCAUCUACUGCAAGAGAGGUAGCUUCUUAGUUCAUUUUCCCAUAAAUACAUUUGUUUUUAUUUAUCAGAAUUUAGUUACAUUUACCCGUACUAUUGUUCAUUUUUUCACAUUGCCUUCUAGUCCUUUACAUUCGUCUUGUAAGUUUGGGGAUUUGUUUUGUGCUUCAUUUUACCACAUGUAGUAUAUACUUAGAGAGGUGUCUUGAUCUGCA
Molecule: messenger RNA, 4718 nt
Organism: Zingiber officinale
Lineage: Eukaryota; Viridiplantae; Streptophyta; Magnoliopsida; Zingiberales; Zingiberaceae
Exons: 21
Coding region: 553-4500 (1315 amino acids)
Molecular function (GO): protein binding
Source: RefSeq, a predicted model, not a curated record